CACUCCUUUUUCUUCUUUCCUCUUUCUCCAAACAAAAAGAAAAAAAAAACACACUUUAAUUUCUCAUCAGUCCUUUUUAAUCUCUCUGAUAUAUCAGAGAUUCGUCAGAAUUAACUGCAAUACACACUGCAGUAGUUAAAUAACGGUUUUUUUCCCCAUUUAGCCAUUUUUUCUCAAGUUUUGCAAAAAUGAUCACUUGGCACGAUCUGUAUGUUGUGUUAACAGCAGUUGUUCCUCUUUACGUUGCUAUGAUUUUAGCUUAUGGCUCUGUUCGUUGGUGGAAAAUCUUUUCCCCUGAUCAAUGUUCUGGGAUUAACAGAUUUGUGGCUAUUUUUGCAGUUCCUUUGUUGUCUUUUCACUUCAUAGCCAUGAACAAUCCAUAUGAAAUGAAUUUCCGUUUCAUCGCAGCUGAUUCGUUGCAGAAAGUAAUUAUGUUGGUGGUUCUUUCACUAUGGGCUAAUUUAACUAAAAAUGGUAGCCUUGAAUGGAGUAUUACAAUUUUUUCACUUUCAACACUACCCAAUACAUUGGUUAUGGGUAUUCCUUUGUUAAUUGCUAUGUACGGUGAGUACUCUGGCAGUCUCAUGGUACAAGUAGUCGUCUUGCAAUGUAUAAUUUGGUACACCCUUUUGCUUUUCUUGUUCGAGUAUCGCGGGGCGAAAAUGCUUAUAAUGGAACAAUUCCCAGAAACGGCUGCUUCUAUUGUUUCGUUUAAAGUGGAAUCUGAUGUUGUUUCUCUUGAUGGACAUGAUUUUCUUGAAACUGAUGCUGAAAUUGGCCAAGAUGGUAAACUUCAUGUUACUGUAAGGAAAUCAAAUGCGUCUCGGAGGUCGUUUGCUAUGGACCAUCGACCAUCGAAUCUCACCGGAGCUGAGAUUUACAGUCUCAGUUCGUCGAGGAAUCCGACUCCGAGAGGAUCUAAUUUUAACCACAAUGAUUUUUACUCUAUGAUGGGUUUUCCGGGAGGAAGAUUAUCUAAUUUCGGUCCUGCAGAUAUGUACUCUGUACAAUCAUCUCGGGGUCCGACUCCGAGACCAUCUAAUUUCGAAGAAAACUGUGCUCCGGGAGGUCUAGUUCAGAGCUCCCCGAGGUUUGGGUAUUUCGCGACGCAACAGCCAGCGCCGGGAUCUUAUCCUGCCCCGAACCCCGAAAUUACUUCUACAGUGCCUAAAAAUACAAAACCUCAGCAACCAAAUGUACAAGCACAGAAGCAGGAAGUACAACAACAGCAGCAGCAGCAGCAGCCGCCAAAUGCUAAAGGCAAUAAUCAUGAUGCUAAGGAACUUCACAUGUUUGUAUGGAGCUCAAGUAAUUCUCCGGUGUCGGAAACCGGCGGCCUCCAUGUGUUCGGCGGCAAUGAUUUCAGUGCUAACGAACAAUCGGGUCGAUCCGAUGGAGCUAAAGAAAUUCGUAUGUUGGUUUCUGAUCAUCCUCAAAAUGGAGAUACUAAAGCCAUUUCUCAAACAGGGGAAUUUGGUGGGGAGGAUUUCACCUUUGGAGGUGCGAAUGGUGGUGGAAAAGAUGGAGACGAAGAAAAAGGCGAAAAAGAGGGUCCUGCUGGACUGACUAAAUUGGGGUCUAGCUUCACAUCGGAGCUACACCCCAAACCUACUGAAGGACAAGAUGCUGGUAUUGGUAAACAGAUGCCUCCGGCGAGUGUUAUGACCCGUUUGAUCUUAAUCAUGGUUUGGCGUAAGCUUAUACGUAAUCCAAACACCUAUUCGAGCCUCAUUGGUCUGAUUUGGUCUCUAAUCUCGUUUAGGUGGCAUGUGCAUAUGCCCAAAAUUAUAGAGAAGUCAAUCUCCAUUCUCUCUGACGCUGGCCUUGGAAUGGCUAUGUUUAGCUUGGGUUUGUUUAUGGCUCUUCAACCAAAGAUCAUUGCAUGUGGUAACACAGUGGCUACAUUUGCAAUGGCUGUGAGGUUUCUGACUGGCCCAGCAGUUAUGGCUGCUGCUUCAAUUGCCGUUGGCCUUCGUGGUACCCUUCUUCAUGUAGCCAUUGUACAGGCUGCAUUGCCACAAGGGAUUGUCCCAUUUGUGUUUGCUAAGGAGUACAACGUUCAUCCAGCCAUUCUUAGCACUGCGGUUAUUUUCGGGAUGUUGAUAGCGCUGCCAAUCACAUUAGUGUACUACAUCAUCCUUGGAUUAUAAGAAUAUAUAUCAAGUGAAGAGAAAGGAAAAGAUAUGGGAAGCAAUGGCUUAAUUCAUGGGGAUGAGAAUUAAUUAAAAUUACCCAUGAAAAUUCCCAGAUAUUUGGAGCAUAGGACAAGAAAUUUGACUCAAAAUUAGUUUUUGAGUCCUCCAUUUGAAGAACACACAUUCAAAAUGUUGCAAAUUUAGAAAAAGAGGAGACAAGAUGGAGCAAAACACGGAAGCAAAAGGGAUGAUUAUAAUUUAUAGUCUAUUUUCUUCCCCAUAAUCAUUACGCGUGUGAAGUAUCAAUUUGAAGAAAAAAUAAAUACAAAAUUGUCAAUUAGUAGAAAUUCAAAUUGAUUUUGACUUUUGAAUGUUAGAUUGUAGUUCUACUUUUUAGUUCAACUUUUUUUUUUUGGGUUAAAUUAACCACUCCUGUCGUGUGUAUUUAUUUACUCAGGUUAUUAUUGUAAUAGUUUGGUUUGCUAGUUGUUUACUUCUAUUGUAAUUACUUAUGGUACAAAAGAUUUCAUGUCGGUACGAAUUCGAGUCGUGAAAUCUAUUUACAAUGUUAAAAUAGAUUGUCGAUA
Molecule: messenger RNA, 2722 nt
Organism: Solanum dulcamara
Lineage: Eukaryota; Viridiplantae; Streptophyta; Magnoliopsida; Solanales; Solanaceae
Product: auxin efflux carrier component 3-like
Exons: 6
Coding region: 189-2150 (653 amino acids)
Biological process (GO): auxin export across the plasma membrane; auxin polar transport
Cellular component (GO): plasma membrane; endoplasmic reticulum
Molecular function (GO): auxin efflux transmembrane transporter activity
Source: RefSeq, a predicted model, not a curated record